Messenger RNA from Psylliodes chrysocephalus, 533 nucleotides. The record is from the annotation of a GenBank genome assembly. Lineage: Eukaryota; Metazoa; Arthropoda; Insecta; Coleoptera; Chrysomelidae.
AUCCAUCAUGUGAAAUUGACAGUUUUGACAUCAACUGUCACUUUCUAAAUUUGUACAUGCCUAAUUCGUAGGUUAAUAUAUUAAAUUGUAAAUUAAAAAUGAACACGAAAACCAAAUUAAUAGAAAAAAACGGUUCGUCAAAUCCUCCCCCAACGUCAGUUUGGACUAGAACUUUUACCUCUAAUUCAGAAUGGCCAGAUAAGGAAGAAUUUUUAGAUGUUAUAUAUUGGGCUCGACAGGCUUUGGGUAUUGUACUCGGAAUAUUUUGGGGAUUAAUACCGCUAAAAGGUCUCAUAGGACUGGUUUUGUUUGCUGUAAUUAAUGCUGGUGUUAUUUAUUUUUACUUUGGUAGUUUUCAAAAUGUAGACGAGGAUGAAUAUGGAGGAGCCUGGGAAUUAACUAAAGAAGGUUUCAUGACUUCCUUUGCAGGGUUUUUGGUUACAUGGAUUAUAAUUUAUUCUGGUUUGUAUUACGAAGUGGAUAAGUUCUCGUAAAAGAAGAUACUUUUUAAUAUACCCUUUCAUUCCGCAUAU